Sphaerodactylus townsendi is the source of this 2097-nucleotide messenger RNA. RefSeq names its product BLCAP apoptosis inducing factor (gene BLCAP). Lineage: Eukaryota; Metazoa; Chordata; Lepidosauria; Squamata; Sphaerodactylidae. The record is from RefSeq and is a predicted model, not a curated record. The coding region runs from base 383 to 646 and encodes 87 amino acids. The transcript is spliced from 2 exons.
CGUUUCUUGAGAAUCCGCCCGGUGUAUCCGGGAGGGCGGAAAUGUGGACAGGCUCUUUGUGUCAAGGCCCGGACAGACCCUUUGGGGAAAUGGUAGCGUUUGGGAAAUCUUGAAAUCAGGCAGUGUCGGGGCGGUCCUCCUCGGGUCUUGAGGGAGCCGUUGGAGGGUCCUCGUGAGAGUGACAGGCAGAAGGAGGCCGUCACGGAGUGCGGCCCGCAGGCGAGGCGGUGCUAUGGCGAGGAGCUCAGCUUUAUCCAUGCAUUGCAACACAGUUUUAUGAAGUCUGCUGAUCAGAUCUCCAAGGAGUUGAAUGCGCAGAGGAAGAUUUUCACUGUCUCUUUGGAUUGCUGCCAUCACUGUGACGCCCUGAUCACCAGACACCAUGUACUGCCUCCAGUGGUUACUGCCAGUUCUUCUUAUCCCAAAGCCCCUCAACCCGGCAUUGUGGUUCAAUCACUCAAUGUUCAUGGGCUUCUACCUACUGAGUUUCCUGUUGGAGCGGAAACCUUGCACAAUCUGUGCCUUGGUCUUCUUGGCCGCCUUGUUCCUUAUCUGCUACAGCUGUUGGGGGAACUGCUUCUUGUAUCACUGCUCUGGCUCACAGCUGCCGGACUCUGCUCACGAUCCCAGCAUAGUUGGCACCUAAAACCCUGCACUUGGUUGCAAGCUCCUCUUCCGUUUUUUUUCUUUUAAAAAAACAGUUCUAUGAGAAGGAGGGAUUGUGAGGCAUGCGAUUGGAGUACAAGCAACCUAUUUGUUCAUCUGGAUUAGAGUUUUUCAUCCAUGAUCAGUUGCCCUCCCACAAUCUGCCUGUAAAAUUUGACAAAUGCUGUCUAUGGUGAUAACUCUGGUGUUAACAUCUGUGUUGGGGUUUGAAGCCAUGCAGUUCUUGGGGGGUGGGGAUUGGCUUGUGUAGUGUCAGAAAUGGGUCCUUCUAGCUCUGACUGGGUGAUGAAUUGAUUUUUAAAUGUUACCUGAUGCUGGAGGUGAAUUUGUCUUGACUCCUUGUUCAGCUCAAGCUGCAUCCUGGCCUUCUCAAAUGCAUGGCCUCCAAUUUUGUUUGAAGAGCCAGGAAGCCUCUUUCCAUCAUGCUUUUGGUAAAGAUUGUCUCAUCACCUGGAACCGCUGAGGAAGAACAUGCAGAUGGCAAAUAUGCAUGGAAGCUGCUGGAGUCAGAGGCUGCGAGUCUUGCCCGCCAGCCAAACUGGAACGGGUGCACUGCUGGAGUGGUUUCCUGAAAUACGUUUCUGCCGAGAUCUCAGCUCUGAAAUCCCAGAGUCAUCAUGACGCCACUUUUACAGCAUGGGGACAGAAGCUUGUUUUGCUCUGCCUUGCCCUUUUCCAGCCAAAUACCCGUGGUUUACAAAAGUCUUGAGUUGGCAAGAAGCAUGCUCUGUUUUAAUAUUUGGGAGAUCCCUUUUUAGCAUUCUUUUCAUUUGUCAUUUUUAAGCUCUCCAUAUUUCUAGCUUGAAGAAGUCGAGUGCUUGAGACGUAGGGUGGGGUUUUUUUGCUUCUGAACACUAAAUUGGACCUGUCAUUUGAGUGACACUUUUCUCUCCUUUGAAGCGGAAAGUAUUAUGGUCUCUUGUCACAAGCACAUGAGCUGCUGCUUACAUGCACAGGAGGAAGAAAGCACCAAACAACUUCCCUCUUCCCUGUUUGUCUUUACCUCCCCCUUCCCCCAUUUUUUUGUGUUCUUCACAAGGAUUCUGGAAAACCUUUGGUGCUUUCUGGAUAAUAGCUUUAUUGUUACCUGUUUGCUGUUUGUUCCCUUGCACAUCAACGAUUCCCAGAGAAUAUCUCGUGCUCUGCCUUCCAUAGCAAACGUUUGCUUGGGCAAGAAACGUAAAAUGGUCCCAGGGGAGGGCUGGCAUACUUUCUUUCCCCUGUAACUUCAAGGUUAUCUUCUUCUUUGCUGCCCAUUACUUUUGGCACAAUCUUCCUCUGGGGGAGCAUUGCUGGAAAAGCUUUUCUCUCCCACAGGAACUGGAUCUGAGAAAUCAAUUGUGAAACCUCCAGAGAUAUUUUUGUUUGUAUUUUUUUUGUUUGUUCAUUGCACAGCUGUUCAAAAGGUUUAAUAAAGCUUUAUAAACUUUG